Nothobranchius furzeri (turquoise killifish) is the source of this 1631-nucleotide messenger RNA. It is a transcript of the gene tm4sf1, whose product is annotated as transmembrane 4 L six family member 18. Gene Ontology annotation, cellular component: membrane. The record is from RefSeq and is a predicted model, not a curated record. Lineage: Eukaryota; Metazoa; Chordata; Actinopteri; Cyprinodontiformes; Nothobranchiidae.
ACUCCAAACACACACACACGCACACGCACGCACACACACACAGCCAGCAGAUUUGAGUCGCUCUUUGUGUUUCCUGUCUCCUCAGCUGCUCCGAUCUGUUCCUUCUCUGCCUUCAGCAGCUCACUCUAGGUUGCUCCUCUCCUGCCUGAGGUUGUGAUUUUGUUUUCUGGGACAGCCAUGUGUUGCUCGGUGGGUUUUGCCCGCUCUCUGGGCCUGGCUUUGCUGCCGCUGGCGCUCUGCUGUGUCCUGGCCAACCUGCUGCUGUUGUUUCCUAUGGGAGAAACCACCUACGUCCAGGAGAACCGCCUGGCCAAUUACAUCUGGUACUUUGGAGGACUCGGAGGUGGAGGGCUGUUGAUGCUGAUUCCCGCUGUGGUCUUCAUCACUCUGGGGAAAUGCAGCUGUUGCUGGAAUGAAAGCUUAAUGAUGUGCGGGUCGGUGCUAGCAGCUGUCAUCGGCCUUGUGGGGUCUGGGUAUUGUUUUGUUAUUUCAGGGCUCACCUUAAUGAAGGGUCCCUACUGCUUUACCUCAUUAGGGUGGAAGUAUCCCUUUGCAGACGAGGGUGGCAGAUAUGUGUUGGAGCCAAAAAUGUGGUCUCAGUGCCUUCAGCCGCUUCACAUUGUCGAGUGGAACGUGACUCUCCUGUGUGUGUUGCUGGGCCUCGCAGUGCUGGAGUUCAUCAUCUGUCUUCUACAGCUGGGAAAUGGUUUAGUCAACGCCAUCUGCCGGCCCUGCUGCUACAAGCAGGAGUAUAGUCUCAACGCUUAGACACACACACACACACACACACACACACACACACACACACACACGUGUGUCUGUGUUUAUAGAGACAGCAGUCAUGACACGCAUAAAUCUUCCUUUUUUCCCAGAUUCAGGAAUAAAAAAAGCAUCUCUGAUGUUUCAUAACAAUGAUUUGAAGCGUUCUGGGUGACUCGCUCUCUUUUAUAUCAAGCUGCUCUCAACAAGCACACCCUGUUUUUGUUUAUUAGUUUAAACGAGAUUCCUGUUUGUUUCCCAUGGGAAUUUUUUAUGGUUAGGAGACAUUCUUGUAGGAAACAACUCAGAUUCCCAAGGUUCAACGUUCUUACUCGGCUUUUUUCUGAAAUACACUGAAGUGUCCCAUCAAGUUUAUAAUAUUUUGUAUGUUUGUAAGUAUGUUGGUUAUAAGAGUAUUUUGUUGUAAAUGUUUGGAAGCUGGUUCAGGAUUAUUCGACACUUUAUAUACAUAUUUUUAGUGUCUUUUUUUAUAUUUUAUGAUUUGUUUGUGCUUUCUUUAAUAAAAACGUUAUUCCUAAUGAAGAGCGUUUGAUGAUCAUUACUAAAUAAAUGGAGGAUACAUUUCCAUCACUAUACUGAAGUUUGACCCCAUAUAUACUACUUCCACAAAACAGGUCAGACAAAGUUUAGUUUAAUACUUAAAAAUGUUGUGUCAAUUUUUUUUAUUAAACAUUUAAAGUAAUUCUAUAAUUGCUUCUAUUUUCCCGUCAGCUUCAUCCCUGAACAUAAUUAACAAACAAUGUAUGCAUAUGAUAACACUUGUUCAAGCUGGCUUUGCGGGACCUAUUUCUUUAUCCCCCCUUUGCCAAUUUUUUUAAAUAAUUAAAUAAAAUCCAUUUUUUUUAAUAAAA